Messenger RNA from Cebus imitator (Panamanian white-faced capuchin), 1011 nucleotides. RefSeq names its product olfactory receptor 5P3. Lineage: Eukaryota; Metazoa; Chordata; Mammalia; Primates; Cebidae. Gene Ontology annotation, biological process: G protein-coupled receptor signaling pathway; sensory perception of smell. The record is from RefSeq and is a predicted model, not a curated record. Bases 1 to 936 code for a protein of 311 amino acids. Gene Ontology annotation, cellular component: membrane. The transcript has a single exon. Gene Ontology annotation, molecular function: odorant binding; G protein-coupled receptor activity; olfactory receptor activity.
AUGUGGACUGGAAACGACACAACUGUGAUAGAGUUUACUCUUUUGGGGUUAUCUGACAAUACUACAGUUUGUGCUAUUUUAUUUCUUGUGUUUCUAGGAAUUUAUGUUGUCACCUUAAUGGGUAAUAUUAGCAUAAUUGUGUUGAUCGGAAGAAGUCCUCAUCUUCAUACACCCAUGUACCUUUUCCUCUGCCAUUUGGCCGUUGUAGACAUUGGGUACUCCUCAUCAGUCACACCUGUCAUGCUCACAAACUUUCUAAGGAAAGAAACCUCUCUCCCUGUUGCCGGCUGUGUGGUCCAGCUCUGUUCUGUGGUGACGUUUGGGACGGCUGAGUGCUUCCUGCUGGCUGCCAUGGCCUAUGAUCGCUAUGCGGCCAUCUGCUCGCCCUUGCUCUACUCCACCCGCAUGUCCCCCGGCGUCUGCAUCAUCUUAGUGGGCAUGUCCUACCUGGGUGGAUGUGUGAAUGCUUGGACAUUCAUUGGCUGCUUAUUAAGACUGUCCUUCUGUGGGCCAAAUAAACUCAAUCACUUUUUCUGUGACUAUUCACCACUUUUGAAGCUUUCUUGUUCCCAUGAUUUUACUUUUGAAAUAAUUCCAGCCAUCUCUUCAGGAUCUAUCAUUGUGGCUACUGUGUGGGUCAUAGCCAUCUCCUACAUCUACGUCCUCAUCACCAUCCUGAAGAUGCACUCUGCUGAGGGGCGCCACAAGACCUUCUCCACCUGCAGCUCCCACCUCACUGCGGUCACUCUGUUCUAUGGGACCAUUACCUUCAUUUAUGUGAUGCCCAAGUCCAGCUACUCAACUGACCAGAACAAACUGGUAUCUGUGUUCUACACGGUGGUGAUUCCCAUGUUGAAUCCCCUGAUCUACAGCCUCAGGAACAAGGAGAUUAAGGGAGCUCUGAAGAGAGAGCUUAGAAGAAAAAUAUUUUCUUGAUGAAACUAGUUAUUUUGAAGAAUUCGAUGUAUUAAUAUUCCAUAUAUAAUAAUAAUAAGAUAAUGAGUAUUUGUG